Messenger RNA from Python bivittatus (Burmese python), 1844 nucleotides. The record is from RefSeq and is a predicted model, not a curated record. Lineage: Eukaryota; Metazoa; Chordata; Lepidosauria; Squamata; Pythonidae.
GUACUCUGGAUAUUGAAGAGAGAAAUCGCCAAAUGAAAAUGAACAAGUACAAACAUGUAGCAGGAUCAGAUUCCAGGCUGGAGCAAGAUUAUCAUUCCAAGUAUCGUCCCGGGCGGGAUCCUCAACGAGGCUCUGAUAACGUCUCCAACAAGUCUUCAGACAGUGAUGUCAGUGAUGUAUCAGCAGUCUCGAGAACCAGUAGUGCAUCCCGUUUUAGCAGCACUAGUUAUAUGUCUGUGCAGUCAGAACGGCCAAGAGGAAACAAGAAAAUUAGUGUUUUUACAUCUAAAAUGCAAAGCAGACAGAUUGGCGCUUCAGGACAGAAUAUAACUAAAAGCACCAGCAUCAGUGGGGAGAUGUAUACGCUAGAGAAGAACGAUGGCAGCCAAUCUGAUACAGCAGUGGGCACUGUGGGUGCAGGUGGAAAAAAACGGCGAUCCAGUAUUGGUGCAAAGAUGGUCGCUAUCGUGGGACUUUCACGGAAAAGCAGAAGCACCUCGCAACUCAGCCAAACUGAAGCAGGUGGUAAAAAGUUGAAGAGUACAGUACAGAGAAGCACAGAAACUGGGUUGGCUGUGGAGAUGAGGAAUUGGAUGACACGUCAGGCCAGCAGAGAGUCUACAGAUGGCAGCAUGAACAGUUAUAGCUCUGAGGGAAAUUUGAUCUUUCCUGGUGUGCGGUUGGCAGCAGAUAGCCAAUUCAGUGAUUUUCUGGAUGGACUUGGCCCUGCACAGCUUGUUGGGCGCCAGACCCUGGCUACUCCUGCAAUGGGUGAUAUCCAAGUUGGAAUGAUGGACAAAAAGGGACAAUUGGAAGUGGAAAUAAUAAGAGCACGAGGCCUUGUUGUAAAACCAGGUUCAAAGACACUGCCAGCACCAUAUGUAAAGGUGUAUCUAUUAGAAAAUGGAGUCUGUAUAGCCAAAAAGAAAACAAAGGUGGCAAGAAAAACGCUGGAACCUCUUUACCAGCAGCUAUUGUCAUUCGAAGAGAACCCCCAAGGGAAAGUUUUGCAGAUUAUUGUAUGGGGAGACUAUGGACGUAUGGAUCAUAAAUCGUUUAUGGGAGUAGCACAGAUACUUUUAGAAGAACUGGACCUGUCCAAUAUGGUGAUUGGCUGGUUCAAACUUUUCCCUCCUUCGUCCCUAGUAGAUCCAACUUUGGCCCCUCUUACAAGAAGGGCUUCCCAAUCAUCUCUUGAAAGUUCAACAGGACCGUCGUACGCUCGCUCAUAGCAGCUGUGAACUUUAUCAUAGCAACCAGCGUUACAAAAAAUAUUAACAGGUCGCAAGCUCUGGUAACACUGCAUGCUUAAUGUUGCGUCUUUGGAGCCUGUCUCUAGGGCUAGAAAGCGAUCCUGUAUUCUCAGAGGAAGUUGCACACAUUGUGCUCUAAAGGAAGUCCUCAGGUGAAGGAGUGGAACUGGAAGAACUGAAUGGUUUGGAGUUCAGUGACACUCAACUUUUAAUCCAAUUUGAAGCCAUGGAUUAAACUAAAGAAUCAAGUUGUCUGAUGCAACUAGAAUCCCUUUCAAUGGCACGUCUAUUUUCUUGUUCCCUUUUCUUUAUUGGCCCUUUUCUGCCCGCACCCUCCCAAGCCUGGUUAUGCCACAGAAAUAUGGAGCUACCCAAAGAAGUCAUACUGCAGAUCAUUAGAAGAAGAGAAGAGAAAAGAAAAGUGAGCUGUCAUUGCAUUCAUUAACAGCAGAGGAAACUUGCCUUAUCAGAAAGCUUGAAGACUUAGAGUGGCAGGUUUUGUAACUCCGGCUACUAUAGAGUCAAAUCCAGCGUGGACUAAGUGAAAAGUAAAAUUCUGUGGCUAUACUGUACUGUAUGAAUUAAAGACAC